Molecule: messenger RNA, 2726 nt
Organism: Alosa sapidissima (American shad)
Lineage: Eukaryota; Metazoa; Chordata; Actinopteri; Clupeiformes; Clupeidae
Gene: taf6
Product: TAF6 RNA polymerase II, TATA box binding protein (TBP)-associated factor
Exons: 1
Coding region: 193-2100 (635 amino acids)
Biological process (GO): RNA polymerase II preinitiation complex assembly; transcription initiation at RNA polymerase II promoter
Cellular component (GO): SAGA complex; transcription factor TFIID complex; SLIK (SAGA-like) complex
Molecular function (GO): transcription coactivator activity; protein heterodimerization activity; RNA polymerase II general transcription initiation factor activity
Source: RefSeq, a predicted model, not a curated record
CGUGAUCAAUAUGGCGGAAUUUCGGAAAAAGAUGUCGGUAAAGGAAUUAUGAUAAAACAUCGAACAGAUGUGUUUAUUGAGCACAUAGCUGGGUUAAUGAGCACUCGUCGGACACAGUAACAGUAGUUACUUUCUUUUUUUUGGUCGUAAGGAUCAUCUGCAGACAUUUAAGGAACUUUAUUUUGGAAAGACAUGGCAGACGAGCGCAGACAGAAGCAAUGCACUGUUGUGCUCCCCACCGAGUCAAUGAAGGUGAUGGCAGAGUCGGUGGGUGUGCAGCUGCAGGAGGAGAGCUGUGCGGCCCUGAGCGAGGAAGUAAGUUAUCGUAUCAAAGAAAUAGCGCAAGAUGCUCUCAAGUUUAUGCAUCAUGGAAAGAGACGAAAACUAACCACAAGCGACAUUGAUCAUGCUCUUAAACUUAAAAACGUGGAGCCGCUGUAUGGCUUCCAAUCACAGGAGUUCAUUCCGUUUCGUUUUGCAAGUGGUGGAGGACGCGAGCUUCAUUUCUAUGAAGAGAAGGAGGUUGACCUUAGCGAUAUAAUCAACACACCGCUCCCGCGAGUUCCGCUUGACGUCUCGCUAAAGGCUCACUGGUUAAGCAUUGAAGGAGUUCAGCCGGCUAUCCCUGAGAACCCUCCCCCUGCUCCGAAAGAGCAACAGAAAGCCGAGUCCACAGAACCUCUCAAAGCUGUCAAACCGGGACAAGAAGAAGAGGGCUCUAUUCAGGGCAAGGGGCAGGGCGCCACCUCUGCCGAGGGCAAAGGGAAGAAAGAGGCCAUGAUGCGGAUCAAGCCCCGCAGCACCCACGAGCUGUCCGUGGAGCAGCAGCUGUAUUACAAGGAGAUCACGGAGGCAUGCGUGGGCUCGUGCGAGGCCAAGCGAACCGAGGCCCUCCAGAGCGUCGCCACGGACCCCGGCCUGUACCAGAUGCUCCCACGCUUCAGCACGUUCAUCUCCGAGGGCGUCCGCGUGAACGUGGUGCAGAACAACCUGGCCCUGCUCAUAUACCUGAUGCGGAUGGUCAAGGCGCUAAUGGACAACCCCACCCUCUACCUCGAGAAGUACCUGCACGAGCUCCUGCCGGCCGUGGUCACCUGCAUCGUCAGCAAGCAGCUGUGCCUGCGGCCGGACGUGGACAACCACUGGGCCUUGAGAGACUUCGCCGCCAGGCUCAUGGCACAGAGCUGCAAGACGUUCAGCACCACCACCAACAACAUCCAGUCCCGCAUCACCAAGACCUUCACCAAGAGCCUGCUGGACGAGAGGACCCAGUGGACGACACGCUACGGUGCGAUUGCGGGCCUCUCCGAGCUCGGCCCCGACGUCAUCAAGACGCUCAUCCUGCCCCGGCUGUCCAUGGAGGGUGCGCGCAUCAAGGCCGUCAUGGAGGGGCCUGUCGUUUCCAACAUCGACAAGAUCGGCGCAGACCACGUGCAGAGCCUGCUGCUGAAGCACUGCGCCAGCGUCAUCGCCAAGACCCGGCCGCUGCCGGACAUCGUGGACCAGUACCGGGCCGACUACGGCUACCUGGGGCCCGUGCUGUGCUCCCACGUGGUGAAGGCACGGGCGCAGGCGGCACUGCAGGCGCAGCAGGUCAACCGCACCACGCUGACCAUCACGCAACCACGGCCCUCGCUCACCGUGGCACAGUCUGGCCUGGGGGGCUCAGGUGGCACACGGCCGCCCAGCAUCAUCAAGGUGCCCAGCUCGCUCACGCUCAUGUCCACGCGGCCCGGCACGCCCACGCAGCCGUCGCCGCCGGCAACCAAGUACAUCGUGAUGCAGACGAGCGCGGGGGCAGCGUCCACCCAGCAAGUGAUCACACUGACGUCGGCGCAGUCGGGCUCGCCGGUCACGAGCACGGUGUCCAGCACGCCCACCUCCCUCCAGCCGUUGGUCAAGGUGGAGUCGGGGGGCGCGGGCGCGUCCAGGCCGCUCCAGAAGUACAUCGUGGUGUCUCUGCCCACGUCGUCCGCCUCGUCGCUGGACAAAGGCGCCGGAGGGGCCCCUCAUGUCACCACCUCGCCCCUCACCAUGGAGCCCAGCGUCAAGAUGGAGCGUUCGGAGUCGCCUGCGGCUAGCACACAGUCCCCGCACUGAGAGAGAGAUGGACAAAGACACACACGCACACGUACACAUACACACUUUUUUUAUCCUGAUGCGGUUUUCUCCAUAUUAUUAUUAUAUUCUUGCGCACCCACACACACACAACCCUGAGCGAGGCUCUCCGUGCUGACGUGUCAGAUUGGGGUGUUAGUGGGCCUGUUUUUAUAUGUGUGCUGGAAAGGAGGGGGAGGAACGGCAGGAAGAAUUUUGGAAACUGUUCAUAGCUGUGAGGAAAAAAACAAAAUAUUUGACAUGAUGCAUGAAACCUUGUAUCGUACACAUUAAAGUAGGCUAAUAAAAAUUCAUUUUUUUAAAUGCGUGGCACAAAAUGGCCGUUACUCAAAUGUCAAAAAUAUGUCUGAAUGGUAGUAUUUUCAUUUUUAAUAAGGCUUCAAUUAGAUACAAGAUGAACAUGACUGAGUGUUAUGACUCCAUCAAAGUAAUAAUAUAUACAAUUUCUGAAACCAAUGUUUAGUGAUUUCUACAUCCUCAAAGGGCACUGUUUAAUUAUUGUUUGCAUAGCAUUGUAAAAUGAUGUGUGUUGAGCUAACGUUAGCUCACCAAACAGUUUUGUAAUAAAUAAUUCAUAAAUAAACAAGCAAACUUCCCUGUCAAAAUCA